Molecule: messenger RNA, 1350 nt
Organism: Symbiodinium sp. CCMP2592
Lineage: Eukaryota; Dinophyceae; Suessiales; Symbiodiniaceae
Source: the annotation of a GenBank genome assembly
AUGAAGAAUCUUGUGUGUGCGUGUAUUCUCGCUGCCGGCGCAUCGGUCGCUCAGGCGCAGUUGACUAGUCAGAGUGUUGCAUCGGGUCUCUCGGGACCUGUGUUCGUGACUCACGCGGGCGACGGCUCAGGCCGUUUGUUCGUGAUCGAACAAGCUGGUCGUAUCCGGAUCAUCGAUUCGGACGGAACUCUGCUUGCGACACCGUUCCUUGAUAUCACCGGACCGGUCCGCUCCGGAGGCGAGCGUGGAUUGCUUGGUCUUGCGUUCCACCCAGACUACGCGGUCGAAGGUGCUGACGGCGAAGGCAAGUUCUAUGUGAACUACACCGGCGAUACCGGUUCGGGUGACACGUUCAUUUCUGAGUUCAGCGCUGUGACUGAUACAGUUGCGAAUCCUGCUUCAGAGCGGAUUCUCAUGCAGAUUGAUCAGCCGUUCUCAAACCAUAAUGGCGGUUGGAUCGGGUUCGGUCCGGAUGGAUACCUGUACAUUUCGACCGGUGACGGCGGAUCGGGUGGUGAUCCGGGAAACCGUUCGGCGAAUCUGGCAAGCUUGCUUGGGAAGAUGCUGCGAAUCGAUGUCGACACGAUGGAUUUAGGUCUUGAGUACGGCAUCCCAUCCGGCAACGCAUGGAACGAUGGCGACUCCACCACACGCGGUGAGAUCUACCACUACGGCAUCCGCAACGCUUGGCGCUGUUCCUUCGAUCGUGAUAACGGCGACAUGUGGAUCGCGGAUGUUGGUCAGAACGCGUGGGAAGAAGUAAACCACAAUGUUGGCAAUGUCGGUGGCUUGUUCUACGGCUGGCGCUGCCGCGAAGGUCUCGUGCAGUACAGCACUGGGAACUGCGGUGUGACUGGAUGGACCGAUCCGCAGUAUGUGUACAACCACAGUCAAGGAUGCUCGGUCACAGGUGGCUAUGUGUACCGUGGCUGUGAGCUUGGUACUGACUACCAAGGGAAGUACAUCUUCGCGGACUACUGCACAGGUGACAUCUGGUCGCUCGAUCCGGAUAACGGCUACAGCCGAUCCACAGAGUUUGCGGCUGGUUUCGGUGUGACCUCGUUCGGUGAGGACGAAGACGGCGAGGUCUACUUCACCCGAGGAUCUGGUGUAUUCAAGAUCAUCAAUCCGAGCGCACCAGACAAGAACGACGACGGCAUCCCUGAUGCGUGUGAGGAAGCGUGUCUUCCAGACUUCACAGGCGAGGGUGAUCUGAACUUUCUCGAUGUUUCCGCGUUCCUCGCGGCAUUCGGGAAUCAGGAUCCUGCGGCGGAUUUUACUGGAGAAGGUUCUUUCAACUUUCUUGAUGUCUCCGCGUUUCUCUCGGCGUUCAGUGCUGGAUGUCCUUGA